UCAGUAGUAAGUUAUUAUUGCAUCAGUCAUCGACGACGACCAGCUUGAACACAACUCGGACGCGUUCGAUCGCUGUGUAUACUAUCUUAUCGAAUUUUUUAGUUUAGUUCAGCAUGGACACCGUGAAUCUACUUCUAAAAUUGGGCUAUCAACCAGGUGGUGACUCACCGCUCGACGCAGCCACCCUCGGCGGUGGUAUUUCACAACCCGGCUAUCGCGCGCUAAUCCAAUGGCUCACGGCGGAAAUUCGCAGGUACGGCGAGUUGGACGACGAGUCCGUAUGCAGCGUGGACGACGAGGUUUGCUUUCGGUGGGAACUGUCGUCGUUUCUGAAGGAGCUGGGCUGUCCGUACGGUGCGUUGAUGGACGUCCCGCUGACGGAGCGCUUUCGAGAGGGUGGGGACGCGCGCAUGUUGGUGGAGUAUUUGGUUGGUGAGUGCGCGGCGUUGGCGAUGGUGAGGCGGCAGCGGGAUCAAGAGGAGCGGCGGUUUCAGGUGUCGGUGCUUGAGCCGUGUACGGAGGGUGAUCUGUUGAACAUUUGUGGAGCGUUGGGGUUGAGUGUGGAGAACCUUCGAGCGGAUAACAUCUUCAAUGAGAUCAACCAGCGGCUGAAUGAUGAACCGCUUAUCGGCGGUCCGGUGUUCCGACCGGAAGUGAACCUGACCGCCGGCCAAUGGGUUAGGCUUGAGCGAACGCAGGCCGAACUGCUGGCGGAGUACUCGCUGCGGCAGCAGAUGAUGCUCAAGCGGGUUGACCUCACGAUGGCCGCCUUUCAGUGGAAGGGGAAGGAUGGACCGGCGGUUGCUCAGACGUACCGGAAGUGGCGCCGCCACUUGGUAGAUUUGAUUGAGAGCUUUUCCACGGCGGAUAUUUCGACACUGCUUGCGGCGGACGAGGAGGUGCUGCGCCAGGAACGGGUCAGUUCGACGCGGUUGAAGGGAACCGGGAAGAAUGCGUUCCAGGGUUAUUUGACGCUUCCAACAGGUGGCGGAGUGGUCAAAAUCGACGAGAAGCCAGCGAUGCCGAACUGGUCCUCGCGAGAGGAAGGACAGGAGAGUGAAAACCUUCGGCGUAAGCCGAAGAAGCCGGUUGAAGGUGAUGGCGAGGUCAAGAUUUCCAAGAAAACCAAGGAGAAGAACCUCAAGAACUGUGAUAUUAUCUCUGGAUUGAAAGAGUCGCCCUUCGGCCCGGUCCUUUUCCUUCUUCUUGCUCCGGAUGUAAUCCAGCAUCGGAUCCCCGAUUCGUUCCUGCUGCUUCAGGUGCUCGUCCAGAUCCUGAUCGUCAGCGUAACGCGCCAACGGCUUCGCCAUCUCGUGGGCGGCCUCCUCCAGCUGUGCCUUGUAAUCCUCGACCUGCUUCACACCCUUUCCCCACCUCGUGUACUUUUCCUUCUUCUUCUCGUCCCGCUUGCGCUUCUCAAACUCCUGCCGCAGCUCCUCCUCGACGUCCUCGCGCUUCCGGCGCUUCUCCCGAACCACCGUCUUGGCGUACCUCCCAGAAACCUCCUCCGACAUCUGCGCAAACAGCUCGUCCUCUCGGCGACGAGACUUUUCGUUCUCAACCUUCAGAUCGCGCGCGUUCUGCAACCCCGCCCGUUUGCCAUCCAACGUGAGAGUCAUCUUCCGCCCGGACGGCCCCGCCUCCGGACUAUCCGCACGUUCCCGCUUAAUCCGACGUGGAGGAGAUUGAUCCGAGUCGCGGCGACGAUUCGGUUUCCUUGGCGGACUUUCGUCCGAAUCCGGAGGUUCCUGUUUGAUUCGAACCUGCGGGAUCUCGCGACCUCGUCGCGGUGGACUCUCGUCGGAAUCGCGACGUUCCUGCUUGAUCUUCACCUGAUCGUGGCGUCUUCUCGGCGGACUUGCGUCGGAAUCCCGUCGCCGAUUGCUUCGAGACUUUCUCGGAGGACUCUGUGCUUGUCGCGCUUCCUUGGAGGACUUGGAUCCGAAUCCGAAUACCGCUUCCUCGCCGGACUCUUGCUCUUCCUUCUCGGAGGACUCUCAUCCGAGCUGUACUUUCUUCUCUCCUUACGAGCGUCCCGUUUGUCACGUUCCUUGUCCUUCCUCCUCGGAGGACUCGCAUCCGAAUCCUCGUACCGCUUCCUCACCGGACUACGAUCCGCCCUCUCCUUCCUUCUCGGAGGACUCUCGUCCGAAUUUUUCCUCCCUCUCGAAACCGGACUCUUCCCCCUUCUAGGAGGACUCGCGUCCGAGUCCCUUCUCCCACCACCCUGCCUCGACCCCGAGGGAACGCCCCACCUGUCCUCGCCGGGAUCCGCCGCCAGCUUCUUCCACUUGCUGCUGCCAAAGUCUUCCUUGGCCUUCAGCUCCGCCGGCCGAUCGUCGAUUACACCGACAAUCUGCGGCGCCUCGUCGCCCAACCCGUACAGCUCGGACUCGUCCUGGAUGGGCUGUUCGAGGCCGAAGCCGCCCGGAUCGUCGGCGUCGAUGAUUUUGACGCUGGAAAGAACCAUCAUGGGUAAACCAGGAUUCUCUCCCCGAGGAGGUGGCGGAGGACGCGGCGGGCCAGGAGGGCGAGGAGGCCGUGGGGGUGGUGGCGGUAGGGGAGGAUUCGGCGGGGGCGGACGAGGUGGUCCGGGAGGUCGCGGAGGAUUCGGGGGCCGUGGAGGCGGCGGCGGUCGUGGUGGACCAGGAGGGCGGGGUCGUGGAGGCGGUGGCCGUGGGGGUGGCGGACGCGGAGGCGGUGCCAAGGGAGGUGGCUUCAAGGGGGGAAAGACCGUCGUCAUCGAGCCACAUCGUCACGAGGGCAUCUUCAUUGCCCGUGGCAAGGAGGACGCGCUGGUCACGCUGAAUCUGGUUCCCGGAUCGGAGGUGUACGGCGAGAAGCGGAUCUCGGUUGAGACUGACGGCGAGAAGAACGAGUACCGCGUGUGGAACCCGUUCCGGUCGAAGCUGGCCGCGGCCGUCCUUGGCGGAGUGGACAAAAUUCACAUGCCUCCGGGCUCGAAGGUACUGUACCUGGGAGCGGCUUCCGGCACGACCGUUUCGCACGUGUCGGACGUGGUCGGGCCCGAGGGACUCGUGUACGCCGUCGAAUUCUCACACCGAUCGGGCCGCGACUUGAUAAACGUGGCCAAGAAGCGAACCAACAUCAUCCCGAUCAUCGAAGACGCGCGACACCCGCACAAGUACCGGAUGCUGGUCGGACUGGUGGACACCAUCUUCGCCGAUGUGGCCCAGCCCGAUCAGGCGCGUAUCGUGGCCCUGAAUGCGCACCAGUUCCUGCGGAACGGUGGCCACUUUGUGAUUUCCAUCAAGGCGUCCUGCAUCGACUCGACGGCCGUUCCGGAGGCGGUCUUUGCGGCGGAGGUCAAAAAGCUCCAGUCGGAGAAGCUCAAGCCGCAGGAACAGAUCACACUCGAACCGUACGAACGAGACCACGCGGUCGUCGUUGGAAUCUACCGGGCGGCACCAAAGGCCGGGGCGUAAACUCAGACGGCAUUUGCUUCUUCUUCUACUUUCUAGUUGUUAAGUCGUAUAAUUUUCCUCUUUUUAACACGUUCAAUAAUAGGGUUCGCGCCGCGGCCGGAACCCGCCUUGGUCGCAACAGAAUUGCAAAAACAAAAUAGAGUUUAUAAAUACUACCUUUAAUGUGACAUAAACAAGUAAUAAAAUACAAACUUAUUACAAAACGA
Messenger RNA from Culex quinquefasciatus (southern house mosquito), 3652 nucleotides. RefSeq lists its product as uncharacterized. Gene Ontology annotation, cellular component: nucleolus; small-subunit processome; box C/D methylation guide snoRNP complex. Lineage: Eukaryota; Metazoa; Arthropoda; Insecta; Diptera; Culicidae. Bases 114 to 3446 code for a protein of 1110 amino acids. The record is from RefSeq and is a predicted model, not a curated record. Gene Ontology annotation, molecular function: histone H2AQ104 methyltransferase activity; rRNA methyltransferase activity; RNA binding. Gene Ontology annotation, biological process: rRNA methylation; box C/D sno(s)RNA 3'-end processing. The transcript has 8 exons.